GGUACAAUGACGCUCUGACAAAGAGAAUCAGCGCUCGAUGUGACGGUGCGGCGCGGGCCGCCAUUUCAAAGCCGAAUAAACGCGCGAGGUUUCACGAUUUAAUUGACGGAUGCUUAUUUUUUUUAGAGUACAGUGCAUAACACUUUAUAUUUUUAAGGCUCGUUGUUUAGAAGAGCUCUCAAUCUCAUAAGAUCAGCUGCUUAUAUCCCAGCAGGCCGUGCGAUGACGGAGGUUCUGGCAUGUUAAGCUCAUCGUGUGGCGUCCAUGUGCUUCCCGAGGCGAGAGGCCAAAGGAAUACCGUCAAACAUUUGACAUUGGCGCUUGAAUCUGGAUUUGGGUCAAAGAUGGAAGCCGAAGCGGAGCAGGUGGAGGAGACGACAGAAGUGAUGGAGGCCACAGAAACACCCUCGCAAGAGGAGCCUUCGUCUGACAACAAGUUCAGGGGUCGUGGGAUGAAGUUUCGUGGCAGAGGUGGCCGGAUGGGCCGUGGGAUUCGUGGUGGACGUGGGAUGAUGAUGAUGAUGAAAGGCUUCAGACCCCCGGGUCACAUGAGAGGAAGAGGCCGCGACGGGUUUACCAAUGGAUUUGGACCCAUGAGGAGAGGCAUGGGAAGGACGUGGCCGUAUCCAGACAUGCGUGGCCGUCGAGGUCGAGGCGGGCCGAUGGGAAUGAACUUGGGUCCGCCACCGCCUCCACCUCAUCACAUGCACAUGAGAGGACCUCCACCACACAUGCACAGGCACGGCCCGCCUCCCCCUCCCCCCCCGCCAGGACACCCGGCCUUCAGAGGACGGCCCCCACAUCCGAGGGGGCGGAGCAUGAUGCCGCCCGGCCCGCCCCGUUUCUUCCACCCCAGAGGUUACCACAACGGAUCGGCCCCUCCUCUGCCCCACCCGCCUCCAGGCAGGGGCCAGCGCUGGCCGGGGCCCCCUGGUGGCCGGAAGUUUUAACGCAACUAAAAUCUGUAGCGUUAAUGUCCACCGCUCAGACUCAUUUCUGUCCGAACAGACUCGCAGGUCCUUUUACUGUAACAAACACGCUACCUUUUUAUUUUUUUUAUAUAUAUAUAUAUGUUACUUUAUUGGAGGAAAUAAUCCCGAAAAACAUUUAAAGGGAUA
This is a messenger RNA of Rhinichthys klamathensis goyatoka, 1118 nucleotides long. RefSeq lists its product as uncharacterized. The coding region runs from base 240 to 950 and encodes 236 amino acids. Lineage: Eukaryota; Metazoa; Chordata; Actinopteri; Cypriniformes; Leuciscidae. The transcript is spliced from 7 exons. The record is from RefSeq and is a predicted model, not a curated record.